This is a messenger RNA of Zerene cesonia (dogface butterfly), 1410 nucleotides long. RefSeq lists its product as uncharacterized. Bases 1 to 1410 code for a protein of 469 amino acids. The transcript is spliced from 5 exons. The record is from RefSeq and is a predicted model, not a curated record. Lineage: Eukaryota; Metazoa; Arthropoda; Insecta; Lepidoptera; Pieridae.
AUGGAUUUUGAUGGACGUCGGGAAAGCGCUGGUUGGCGCUGGUCACUCCUCUUUUCUGUUAUAUUCCUGAACAUAUGCCUGCCAAGUCUAGUGCUUUCCUAUGGUGUUUUCUGGGUGCACCUAUCCAGUUUCGGGGUACCAUUAUGGGUCGGCCUUACGACUCCAUCUAUUUUUGUCCUAACCUAUAGUUUAUCACAAUGCUGGUUCAGAGAAGCUGCGGACUCAUGGGGUGGCUCUGUAGGAUACAGAGUGAUGGGUACUAUAGGUUUAUUCUUUGUGGUCGUCAGUCUCAUCAUUUGCGCUUUCAUACCAUACCAUGUACAGCCUUACAUCUAUGGAAUAGUAGGAGGUCUAGGAUCGUCUCUAUUGUCUGCACAAGUAGAUGCAGUUAUAUUUGAAACAUAUGAUACUCGUUUGGUGUCUGUAAGAGGAUGGUGCCUUCUUGGACAAGCAAUUGGUCUAUCAAUAUUUCCACAUUUACUAACGGAAUUAAUAGACGUUUAUGGAUAUUUUUUCGCUUAUAUUGUCUUUGCUGGCAUUAUGUUACAAUCGUUAGUCGCAAUUAUGUUGUUGAAUAUAGACGAGAGUAUGCGUAGACCUGCUUCGUUCUCAAGAUAUAAAGAUUUAUCUCAAAGUUAUAUGGUGUAUAAGAAUGAAGCGAUGGAUAAUUUUUACGGAACGGAAUUACAGUUACAUUAUUUAAAUAAAAAGUGUUGGAAAAACCCAUCUGACGAUCAAUUACAUCGGGAAGAAGAUCCCAAGUUAGAUGAUGUAAGUAUCAUAGAAACUAUCACACCUCCUCCAAGUCCAGAAGAGAAAAGAAGAAACAUAUUUGGAGUUGAAAUUUUGCCAGAAAUACCAGAAGAAAGCGAAGAAAGCGAUAGCGAAGAUCAUAACGCAGCUGCUUUUAACAAGAAUAAGAAUCGUUUAAGUGUAGCUAUUAAAAGACUGAGUACCUUGGGAGAAAACAUAGACGGAUGUAUUAUAAAUCAAGUAAGAAGGGAUUCACAAACAGAACGUGACAAUGCUGAUAUAAGUGAAUUUACAGAAUUCGAAGUAAAAUAUGAAACUAUAGCACCCAUGACCGAUAUACACACAGAGAAAAUAUUUAAUACUUUUAGCUUUAGAUGUCAAUCAGCUUACAUGAAUAUGAAAAGAAAGUUGUGGAUUCCUUCAUAUAGAAUGUACAGAAUAAGACGAAGAUUUAUUUACUUUAUGUACAGCAUCAAUGACACAUUUUUAAAGCCGCUAACAAGGUCGCUUUCUUGUGUAAAGUUUUAUCCUGCCUUGCUACUGAGUUUUUCAAGGUUAAGCUUACUUUCAAUAUCUUUAGUUUUGUUACCGAUGAGGCCCCUUUUCACAAUCCUCAUCGUUGGUCCAACAAAUGGUUCUCGAUCUUUGCAGCAAUGA